Messenger RNA from Anopheles maculipalpis, 912 nucleotides. RefSeq names its product plasma membrane ascorbate-dependent reductase CYBRD1 (gene nemy). Bases 48 to 908 code for a protein of 286 amino acids. Gene Ontology annotation, molecular function: oxidoreductase activity. The record is from RefSeq and is a predicted model, not a curated record. The transcript has 5 exons. Lineage: Eukaryota; Metazoa; Arthropoda; Insecta; Diptera; Culicidae.
AUUUGUGACGUGUGUUAAAUUAUUAAACCGCCAAAAUAAAGCUCAAAAUGGACGGAUCCUCGGUGAGCCCCCUUCCCUGUGAGGCUCCGCUAGCGAUGAUGGAGAGCGAAAAGACACCACCGAGAAGUCCCAGCCAGCACGAUAUGCCACCGCCACCGGACGAAAAGAGAUAUGACGACGAUGAUGAUCGCGUCUGGAACUGUGGCGCAUGGUUCGAGUACAUACUGGUCGUGGUCGUUUCCUCGAUCCUGCUGAUUGCGGCCUCGGUGCUGACCAUCUUCUGGACGAUCUACUACCGUAAGGGCUUCAACAUGGACGACCCGAAGCUACAAUUUAACCUCCAUCCCGUGCUCAUGAUCGGUGGCUACAUUACACUGUCAGGAUUCUCCAUUCUGCUCUACCGAAUCUGUCGAUGCUGCUCGCAUUUGAUCGUGAAGCUGUGCCAUACCUUCUUCCAUGCCUGCUCGAUUCCCUGCAUAGUGAUCGGCUUCAUGGCUGUUUGGGACUCGCACAACCAGCAGCAGAUUCCGAACUUCUAUUCACUGCACUCCUGGCUCGGCAUGAUCACGAUGGGACUGUUUGCACUCCAGUUUGUGCUAGGAUUCUUUAGCUUCCUCAUUCUGCUGUGCUGCGAGAACGCAACAUACAAGUUCCGUUCCACAAUGGUUCCCAUCCAUGCCAGCUUCGGGGUGGCCACGUUCAUGCUCGCCAUAGCUACAGCUGUAACCGGUUUGACCCAGAAGGCUCACUUUGAACUUGGUGAAAAUUACUCACAAACCGUUGAAGAGGGCAUCAUAAUGAACUCAAUCGGCGUCAUCCUGACCGGUCUCGGUAUCAUCAUUCCCUUUGCAGUGCGUCGCUCCAACUCUCCGGCCAACUGCAAGGUUUACGUCACGGAACGUAUCUAAGCAA